Messenger RNA from Myxozyma melibiosi, 2208 nucleotides. Its product is annotated as S-adenosyl-L-methionine-dependent methyltransferase. Gene Ontology annotation, cellular component: nucleus; cytoplasm. Gene Ontology annotation, biological process: tRNA methylation. Bases 1 to 2208 code for a protein of 735 amino acids. Gene Ontology annotation, molecular function: tRNA (cytidine-N5)-methyltransferase activity; tRNA binding. The transcript is spliced from 4 exons. The record is from RefSeq and is a predicted model, not a curated record. Lineage: Eukaryota; Fungi; Ascomycota; Lipomycetes; Lipomycetales; Lipomycetaceae.
AUGGGUCGUCGAGGAAGAAGAGAUAAGCCCAAGAGAGGUCGUGAUACCGCCGGCUGGGAAGAUGGAUACAAGGAGAUUGCGAAGGAGAAUGAGAGAUUUGUUGAAUACUACAAAGGCCAGGGCAUUGUCCCAGAGGAAGAAUGGGACGAGUUUUUCACCGCCUGCAAGGCCCCGCUGCCAGUCACUUUCCGCAUAACCGGCACCAGCGAGCAUGAUCCCACAAAGAUCAGAGACGCUCUCUUGAACGAGUACAUUCCCUACCUCAAGGGUAUCGUCUGGGACGGCGAGGAAGUGCAGCCUCCUAGUCCGCUACCUUUCUAUCCAGAUGAGCUUGCCUGGCAGAUUCGAGUUGGCAAGACGGUCAUUCGCAAGAGUGCACCUUUCUCCAGAUUCCAAAAGUUCCUUGUCUCGGAGACCGAAGUUGGAAACAUCUCACGUCAGGAAGCAGUGUCGAUGAUCCCCCCUCUUCUCCUUGACGUCAAGCCCGAACACACCGUUAUUGACAUGUGCGCUGCGCCCGGAUCCAAGACCGCCCAAAUCAUCGAAGCUCUCCACGCCGUUCCCGAGCCGACGGGUCUCGUCGUCGCCAACGAUAAGGACUACAAACGUGCGCACAUGCUGAUCCACCAAGUCAAGCGUCUCAACUCGCCCAAUCUGGUCAUCGUCAGUCAUGACGCCAAACUUUUCCCGCGCAUCGCAAUCUCUGAGACCCACGAAGCCUCAGGCCGCGUGAUCCCAACCUACCUGAAGUACGACCGCGUCCUCUGCGAUGUGCCUUGCUCAGGUGACGGCACCAUGCGUAAGAACAUUAACGUGUGGAGAGAUUGGAACACGGGCAACGGUGCCGGACUUCAUAACACCCAGUAUGAGAUCUUGGUGCGAGGUCUUCACCAUCUCAAGGUUGGCGGAAAACUUGUGUACUCGACAUGCUCUCUCAACCCGAUCGAAAACGAAGCCGUUGUCGCCCGCGCUCUGCGCGACUGGAAGGGAUGUGCUAAGCUUGUCGACUGCAGCAAUGAGCUGCCUCAGCUUAUUAGAAGACCCGGUAUGACCGACUGGAAGGUUAUGGGCAAAGACAAGGAGUGGGCUACUGCGCCCACUAGCCGUAUCUCCGAGCACUUCUUCCCCAAGGAUGAUCUCAAGGAGCUUGGAAUUGAGCACUGCAUGAGAGUUUAUCCUCACCUCCAGGAUACUGGUGGUUUCUUCAUUACUGUUUUUGAGAAGACUGCAGAGUAUACCGAUGCUGCUGUGAAAGCCAAGCGCAAAGCCGAGGAGGAGCUAUCGUCCGCAGACGCUAAGAAGCAAGCUGUCGAGACUACGACUGAGGCUUCUGAGAGUCCUGCUCCGGUCGCUGUCGCCGAGGAGACCACUACCGAGGCUGAAAUCACUGAGGUUGAGGCACCCGCUGCACCAGUUGCUCCUGUAGUAGCUGCCAAGUCGUCAGAGGAUGCCACUCCCAAGAAGGUGCGCCUGCCUCGUGAUGCCAACGAGGAGCCGUUCAAGUUUCUGGAUCCCGAUCAUCCUGCUCUUGAGGAGGUCUACAAGUUCUACACCAUCUCUGCUGACUUCCCUCGGGAGUCGUUGCUGGUCCGUAACGCCUCUGGUGACCCGAUGCGGUCUAUCUACUACGUUCAUCCGAACGUUAGACCUGUCAUCACGCUUAACGAGAAAAGGCUCAAGCUGUUGCAUGCUGGCGUCAAAGUAUUCACGAUCCAAAAGACGUUGGAAGGUGUGUGCCCUUGGCGCGUGCAGUCCGACGGACUCUUCCUGCUCUACAGACACAUAGCAGAGCAGGAGAACGGCCGGAAAUGCCGAACCGUCGUCGCAAGCAAAGAAUUCCUGUUCCUUUUGUGCGAGCACAUCUUCCACAGAAUCGAGCUCAUCAAGGAUGAGAACGUGCGCACGCAGAUCGAGGGUAUCUCGGAAGGCUGCAUGUUUUUGGAAGUCGAUCUCGAGGACGGACGCAAGCCUGUCAUCUACCCCAUGUGGCGCGGAAAGAUGUCCACGAACCUCAUGCUGGCGAAGCAGGAUACUCAGGAACUGAUGCUGCGCGUGUUCAAGGUGCACCCUGAAGCUCCUGCUGCUGAGACUGCUGAGAAGGCGGAGGCUAGUGAGAAGGUUGCGGAGGACGUUAAAGAGGAGGCUGAGGUUGCGACUGAAGUUGCUGCGGAGGAGGCUGCGGAAGAACCCGCUGUAGCUACAGAGUAA